CUCAUGCUCCCGCCCCGGCUCCGACGCACGCGCAACCUCAUGAGACCGACAGCAUGGCUCGCCCAAAGCAAAGCCAUUGCGAGCAUGGCGCUUUCCCAGAGAUCUGUUCGCGCACUGGACCGCCUCCGCACAUAUACGCCUCCGCCAACGCAAUGGUAUAAUUGCCCCCUUACCAGACGCGCCGCCGUCCUCAUAUUGCUCUUUCCGGACCGUCAUGGCGAGCUCAAGGUGGUCCUUACGAUGCGAAGCGCGCAGUUGCGCAACUACGCAGGACAAGCUGCGCUGCCUGGAGGCAAAGCUGACACACUCGACGAAUCUCCAUGGGACGUCGCGCGUCGCGAGGCUGACGAAGAAAUCGGUCUUCCUAUGAACGACGACAAACUUCGGGGUUUUACCGUUGAACACCUUUGCGAACUUCCCGCAAAUCUGGCCAAGACUGAACUUGGGGUGCGGCCCUGCGUUGCCUUCUUGCGCCCUACCCACGUAUCUGCUUCCUCCGAGGCGAGUGGCCUUUCUGUUGAAGAGAAGCUUAUGCCGCGACUCGAUCCCAGAGAAGUUGCUGCUGUUUUCACGGCGCCGUUCCAUAAUUUCUUGCGCAAGGAGUGGGACGGUGAAGGUCCACCCCCAGUCCAGAAAGACGGCAGGCCUGAAAAGUGGUAUCGAGGUUCAUGGACAGACUGGCACGAAUCACGCUGGCGAAUGCACAACUUCUACAUGCCACGGCCUCCUCCAUCUCCAUCCUUGCUACGCAAUCCCUCGCGAUCCUCUCCACAAUCCUCACCAGAGCCCUCGUUGCAACAAAAGUUACCCGAUGGAGAUGACCCGAGGCCGGAACCUAGCGCCAUCGAUGCCCUCACAACGUUUAGAGUGUUUGGUAUGACAGCAAGGAUACUAGUCGAUGCAGCCAGAGUAGCAUAUGGCGAAGAGCCGGAGUUUGAGCACAACAGCCAUCACGGAGACGAGGAGAUGAUAGGAAGGCUGUUGAAGAUGGGCAGACUUAGCGAGGUGAGAAAGAAAGGCGAAGUGCUGACCCGAGAGGUGCUCAGGGAAGCUAGCAAGAUGUAGAAGCUUAGGGACAACGACACAGUCUAGACGCAUUCUUGACGUACUGCCAUCAAUCGCUACUUUAGAGCUGACCAGGAAGGCAUGGUACGAAUAAUAGCCAUAUAUUGAUCUCUACAU
Molecule: messenger RNA, 1182 nt
Organism: Alternaria alternata
Lineage: Eukaryota; Fungi; Ascomycota; Dothideomycetes; Pleosporales; Pleosporaceae
Exons: 3
Coding region: 4-1065 (353 amino acids)
Biological process (GO): coenzyme A catabolic process
Molecular function (GO): coenzyme A diphosphatase activity; acetyl-CoA hydrolase activity
Source: RefSeq, a predicted model, not a curated record